AUGAAGUGGGACCCUCCCAUGGCGCAUGCCUUGUAAGUCAGAUGGUUAAUGCAUUGGCUGUAAUAAGGCCUUUUUUACCGUCAUGGGUCCUAAUCCCACAGGGGCAACGAGGUUUUCACAGUUGGGUCAAACUGAAGACUGUAUUUCUUAGAUGAUGAACUAAGCGUUUUCAGGCAAAUUUAUUGAACAAAGUCCAACCGAGGUACAACAACUGCAUAUUGUUUCUGCUAUCAAGCAACUGAAACGUAAUCGACGAUGAACUCAAUUACAUACUACUUUUCUAAAAUACUAGCUCUAUUAGUUGGUGUUAGUUGGUACUAAAGUGGUAAAGGACAAACCAAUGAAUAUGUCUUCAUCUGAGAGUUUUUUAAAAUACCACUCUUCAAUUACAGUGGGGUUAUUAUCGCAUAUGAACUUCUCGCCAAAUGAUCGAGCAACGCCUGGCACAAUUAUAUCCAUGCGCCUUGUUUCUGCCCAAUUUUUGCGAAAAAAACUGUUGACUUAAUUUACGAUUUGAAACAUGUAAUUUGUUCGACACAUAGGGCCAAUGAGUGAGUUCAUGGAGCAGUCUUAAUUCAAUUGGUGGAAUUGAAAAUGUGAAAGCAUAAAUAGACCAGACGGCUUAUUAGAGUGCUUAUACUAGUUGUGAAUUGUUUAAGUGAGUUUUGCUUGCUGAAGUAUGCUACCUACAUUAUUCAAAACGGGCAACUUUAUUUUGCCCUAAUUUGACUACGUCCUUAUCUUCUGAACAUUUAAACCUUAGGCCGAGUAGUGCAAAAUUAAGUCUGUCCAUAAAUAAUGUAUAUAAAGUUGACGAAAUUUGUCCUAUGCAAAUUCAUGGUUUCUUCAUUAAGCUAGUUAAAAUACAGUUAUAGUCAAUCAGUUGAAAAAUGUAUCUUAACACGUUCAGGAAGGAUCGUUUACAGACAGAAGAAGGUGAACAAAUCUAACGUAACGCAUACUGACCUGUGAGAAUUGGUUCAUAAUGCAGAACGCGCGCAAGCUUUCUGUUUGACUUGUUGUUUAAAUGAAUUACUGUUUCCCUUGUCAGAAAACGGAUCCAGCAUUCGAUACAACUUCUCCGACGAGUACUCAAAAAGCGUUUACUUUUUUGGUUACCUCCGAAUAUGUUGUCCAAGAUGUCAUAAUGUGAUCAGAUGCACAAGAGGGUCAAUCAUAGAAAUAGUUCAGCAAUCCAACUUCGCUGCUUGCGAACGCUUAUUUCUGUCUUACCAGUAACUAACAAAAGUGAAAAUACCAGAAUUUUCAAGGUCCUUCUAUUCCUUUAGUUUCAGAAGCCUUUUUAGUCUCCUGAAUGUCAUGCGACAAGGCAUUAGAAAAUGAUCUUCUAAAGAUUGCAAACUGGUUGGAGUAUGCGUCAUGUUCCAUAUAGACUGUUUCUGUUACUACAAGUCAACUGUAAUAUGUGUCUCUUAUUCUCCUCCCGUAUCCCUCACUACAAGCAGACGUCCAGUUCGUUCUUUUUCAAGCGGUUUUUCUUCAAUCCAGAACAUCUUCUUCCCCGAAAACGAAACAUUUAAGGCAACGUCACUGUUUUGCGAAAUAACAGCAAGCGAAUCAAAUUUUUUAAAUCGGCCAUCACCUGUCAUUUGCCUAUUUUAUUUUCAGUCCAACGACCAAUAUGACAGUUUGCAUGCUGACAAUUCUCCUCGCUUUCCUCACCAACCUCAUGCAUGCGAUGCCCCACGUGAGAAAUGAACUCUACCCCUUCGGCAUGGAGGAGGGUCUGACCGAACAAGACGCCGACUCAAUACCCUUCAUAGACUUCCCACAUGGUAAGUCUUCGCCAAACCCGCUAGGAUUGUUGGAUUCUCUACGGACAAACAAACAAUCAUCACAGGUGGCGAGAACCAUUAUUUGUCAUUUACAAAGCGUAACCGAUCUCAUGAAACGGCCUUUUUCAUGACUGAGAAGGACUAAUAAGGUGGCGUUGUAAUAUAAAUUGUCAUCUGGCAUAAUCCUAAGGUAUUUCGUACUCCCCAAGAUGUCGGCUUUUGAAUGUAUUUCUUCCCGACCUCCGGCAGAAACUGUCCUCGGCAAAAAAUGACCACUUACGUAGCAUGAAGUUUUCACAUUGAUUUUCGAUGGUCGUAGGAAUUCAAAUAUAUUGUAUAGAAAACAUGCCCAAAAUAUGCUUUCUUUUAUUUGUUUGGUAGAGAAUCACGUUGCCUUCACAUUUUAUAUCCGAAAAAGUGUAAAUGUAUGUUUUUCAAAAGUGUCCUAAUUCCCAAAUAAUUUUGAGCUUGAUAAGCCGUUACGUUAGUGUUUAGCGGUUUCAGUCUACAAAUAGCAAGCGCUCCGCAUAAGGAAAAUCAUAUAUUCCUCUAUGCCUUUAAGAAGUUACUAUAUAGAGUUCAUAAAAAAUUACAAUGGAUACGGGCUGUGUUGCAUACUUCACGGGGAACAUUUAUGAGCCGACAUGUGCGAUGCUGUAUGUAAGGGCAUUGCACUGUCUUAAAAACCUUAUAAUUAGAAACCUUUGUGAAACCGAAAGAUAACCUUUCUUAGGGUAUAAAAUAUAAUGAAAAUGUGAUUUUCUACCAAACAAAUAAAAGAAAGUAUAUUUUUUGUGCGUGUUUCCUAUACAAUAAAUUUGAAUCCUUACGACCAUCGAAAAUCAAUGGAAAAAAUGUACGCUACAUAAGUAGUCAUUUUUACUGAGCACGGUUUCUGUGGAAGGUCAGAAAGAAGAGCAUUCAAAAGCCGACAUCCUACUGAGUCCGAAAUACCAGAGGACUGGGGCAUAAAAUAAUUAAUAUUACAACGCCACCUUAUUAAUCCUUCCUAGUCGAAAACGCAUUUCAGAAUUUCGGCCGACAUUUCAUGAGAUCGGCCACGCACUGUAUACGCCAGUGUUGUCUGAUGGCGAUGCAAGUCAUAAUUAAAACGGGUAUGGGCGGAGCUAUGAGUUUUCGUGUUUACUAUCUGUUUCUGGAACGACGUCCAGUGGACAGGUUACGGAGCGCACACAUUAGGAUACGCUUUGAGGCCUAAUCUAAAGCCUUCGUAAGCGCUAACAUGAUGACCAAUAAUUAUUCAAAAAGGAGUGUUGAUAGGUGCGAGGGAGAUCGGAAAGACCGUUUCUGACUUAGCAGCCGUCGUCAGCAAGUCACGCCCAGCCCCAGUUCUGGAAAAGCUGGGAUUUUAAUUGUUGUGCCUAACAACCCCCUUUUUAUAAAAUUAACUUUUAGCAGGUUGCCAGGAAGGCGGUCAUUCAAAGCCGACAUCCUCACCUGACUGAAAUAUCUUGUGACUGUUGCGAGAUAAUUACUACCACAUGCCUACUUAAGUGCCCCUUUAUAAUAGAAAGCAGUUUUCAAAACUUUGGCCAAGAUUCUGCGUUUUUAUGCGCCGUCGCCGACUUGCCUGACGAUAGAACAGCAUAGUGAAAUGUGUAGACAGUGGGGGCUGGAAAACUAGAGUGAAUAUCUACAAAUCCGGGUUAUUAUCAGUGAACAUUUUACCCAGGUCAAUGAUGCUGGUUAUUCCAGUGAUUUAAACAUAAAAUUAUAAUCUAAAUUCAACGGGCCAUUUACAGAGGGGAAUAUAACUAAUGGGCCUUCAUAGAGUUAAGAUUAAGGUUAUUUCAGUACGGUACUCGACGUACUUCCGGAGCGCUGAGAACUGACGAAAACCCUGAAAUACUGUCUGACAUUUUGGGCGGCUAAAUUGCAUCUGCCUUUAACGUGUAUGCGCGCGCGUGGAGGAGGAGAGCUGAUUGAAAUCGUUCCGUGACCGUUUGCGUUAGUAAUAAAUGACUUGUCAUGAAAGCAUGGUUGAAUAAAAGAUAUAAAUGCUCCCGUAUUCUUCAACGUUGGUCUUGUUUCACAGUGACUCACCGACUUCAUAUGCAAGAGAGGGGGCGAGAUCAACAAUGUAACCGACUGACAACUGUUUGCAUCCGUUCAGACAGGUUUUGCAUUUAGUAGCAAGCCACUACGCACGUACUGUUCUUUCUCGCACAUGAGCUCUUUGAAGUCUGAUUUAAUCCCAAUGCACGUUCUAUGUUCCCACAUAGUAUUUAUGCGGAAGCUACGUCAAUAUCGCGCACAUUAACACAUCUUGACGAAAAUGAGAAUCCUGAAAUCAUAGUUAAGAAAGAAAUAGAAUUUUGAAAAUUUAACUAGCAAGAUGGCCUCAAGGCGAUUUGCUUUUUAUUUCAUUGCAGAAGUUUCGGCAAAAUUAGUACAAAGAUACUCAUACUUACGAAGUCAUAAACAAUGUGAAACGCUAUUCUCACCUUCUUGUAUAAAAAUAGCAUGCAGACAUAUACAUCUUCCCGCCCCUUUCUAUAAAUAUCAGCAAGGAGAAAAACGUAGCAGUAGUUUACAGCCUUUCUGCACAUUUGUGAUGCCGUCUAGAGUCAACGAACUGUAAAAAAGAUGCAUCAAACUCCCCUUUUUUGCUCUCAUUUUUCAGCCGGCAAUAUCACCCCUAAAUGUUGUUUCUAAAGGAGUUAUUUUGUCUUUCAGAGUCACUUAGUGUUAUUUUCAUCCAACAAAGUAUUUCGCAAACUCCAGAAAACACUUUGCACUAUAUAGAAACCUACUUGACAUUUUACACGUAAGCUUUACAAAUUGAUCGAAAAAUCGGACCAUGUCUAACAGUAUAGAGUUUAGGCAGACGAUACCCGGUGAAAUUAUCCUCCUCAUCCGUAUGCAGCCAUUUCCAAGAGAUAUCUAUAGUCUUCUGCGAAUACCGAAAGGGCGAUGCAAAAAAUCAUUUUAAAAUAAACGUUUCUUCAGAUGGACAGUUGUCAGACAAGUCAGGAGUAUGCAAUAUCUGACGAACGUCGGUUGCUGUCAGAAGACGAAGGAUUUGUUGUUUCUGCCUUAAGCCACCUAGCUAAUUAUUCAAAUAUUUCUGCAGUCUGCUGUUGGGAAUGUCUUUUGCUUGCAAUUGUUAUUUAUGACGGACAGCUUCAAAGUCCGAGCCCGUCUUUCGAUUCGACAGUAUUCGGGAGAAAUGUCUGAGUAAUCUGCAAGUGAUCAAGGAAUAUUAUUUAGCACCUGAGCUGGGGAAGUGUUUAAGGCAAAGGUUGGGUUUUCUAGAAUGGUGUUGACGUUAAAUGACGAAUUUUUGUCCACUUAAAUGUGCACGGAAACGAAUACCUAGUAAAAAACCUCACUAGAAGAACGAGUAUUUCUCAAACAACGCACGUCCUGUUAACUAGUGAUGUAGAUGAAUAUGCUGACGAUGAGGUUGUAAAUCUUACCUGGUUGGAUCAGAUAACCUAGCAAUGUCGUUCUAGCCUCGCGACUCUGGUUUAUGGAUGGCCAUUAUCCUGUUUAUUAUAGGUACUCGUAGGUUACGUAAGACCUCAUGAAGUUUCAGAAAAACAGAAGAUAGGUUUUGCAUGUAAAUAUACUGGCUGUCGUUGGAGACGUAUACACUUUCUGUUGCAAACGCCGUUGGUGUUAGAUUUUUAUUAAUGUCAUCCAGCUAAUGGAGUUUAAAUCUUGUUGUUAAUACACUGUGCUCACAAAGGAAGUUUAUUAGGUAGAUGCUGGUUUGGGCCCCUUCAUGGAGAAAAGAAUUUGGUAAUACGUGGCCAGCUUUCUGCCACUGCUAUAUAUUUGAUGGUGUACAUAAGAUAGCCUAAUGAGGACGCAAAGAUGCAACAAAGAUAACGGUUCAUUCCAAAAUUAUCACAAACUGCAUCGAUGUUUUGAGCAGCAGAGCCUGAUUAGACCUUUGAAGUGGAGUGAAAAAACAAAGGCGUAGAGGCUGACUUUGAAAAAGGACUGAACUGAAAAGCACAAACUUAAAUAUCAAGCCAUUUAUCUGGAGCGCAUAAUUAAACUCAUGAAGCAUUAUCAGCAAUUUACUAGAGGCUGCUAAUUAGUUAGAUGAUUUUCAAAAAAACUGUCCCUCGCGAGAUGAAAUGCAGCAGCAGUUUGUACACGGGGCGUGCUGGCUUUUAAAGAAUCACCUACACACAUCGUUAUGAAUCACAUUCUGAAAAACGUUUGCUUCGUAACUAGUAUCAUCUCAAUCCCUUGUACGUAUUUAAUUCUGGUAAUUGGGAGAGGUACGAAAUGCUUCUUUUACUUUGACUGCCGUCACUGGUAUGUUCUGCAUCCAUAUCGUGAAAGUUGUAUGUUUUCGGGGCUUUCAAACGUCACGUCAUGUACUUCCUCUAAAACAUACUUAAAAAGCUCAACGUUCAUUUAUAAAGACACCUUCUGAUGCUUGAGGGGUUGGUGUCUUGAACCAGCAAAUUCCGUUCUAAAUUCCAAAAUGUGGUUUUGGUUCAAAGAAAGUGCUUAAGUGAGGCCACGAGAGCGAUAAGCCUGGUUCGCAGCUGAAUAGUGUUUAAUACACGUAGGAAUACAGUGUUUCGAGCGGGAAUUAUCCCGGCCACUGAGAUAAAUUACGCUCACAGAAAUAUUUGCAAAAACUAGUGGGUAAUAUUUCUGUCGAUUUUAAAUGUCUGCCUAAAAUUCAGUCGUUGCAUGCAUGAGACAUUAAAUAAGGCUAUUUUAUGCCUCCUUCGUAAAGAAUGAUUUUCAAAUUUGAAUUCGAUAAGCGCACGUUCUAUCGUUCCACAACCAGUUAGGUCGUGAAUACAUAUCCUACAGGGGUACAAAUUUAAAAUCUGAUGCAAUUGUCGCUCCUUUCAUUUUAUAAGUCUUUGAACCUCGACCUAAGUUUGCCAGCGUGUUCGAGUUUACACAUUAAGUGUAGUAUAUUUCUUAUUGCGAAAAAUUUCACAUUAUUAUUGUGUUGGCAUAAAGCGCAUUUGUUUUUUGUAUUGAAAUUCGUCAGAGAUAUGGAUAAUACGGUUUACUUUAAAAUAUCUAAACAGUUAUUAUUCUUACUCAAAAUACUCCUGAUCAACAAAAUGUAUUUAAACUGGCAAAACGCCCUUCUCACUAACAUUGUAGUUUGAGUUAGAAUUAUUUUUUGCAUAUCCUCAGCAAUAUAUGACUGCAUACAAACAGGCAUUGAGUAUGGAUAAAACGAUACACAUUUAUUAGUAAUUAGCUUAAAAAAUAUGGUUCUUCUCAAUGAUCGACAAUACCUACAAGUAAAACGGCAAUGCUAGGCGUAAGAAGUGUCUUUGUAUGGCCUUUCAACGGCAGUGGUUCAAGUUAUAUGAGCCGUGGAUAUCACUGGUAGACUGGAAAACUUUAAAUCAUCACAAUUACGCAAUUUAUAAAUGAGACAUUCACCCCUUCCUAAAGAAAACGCUUAGGAAGGAUGCCACUUUUCGCAAUUAGUCAAAAUUGGUUAGGAGCUCAUUGUGUUAAAGGGACUAUCCUUAUAUAAAAGUUACAAAGACGCCUGGAGAAAUCAUCGUGUAAUUAUCAGAGUGCCAACGUGAUGUAAUUCCGUCUAUUGCUAUUCAGCUUUUUAAAAUCACUCAAGUAGCACUUGAUAAUAUAGGACGAAUCAGACAAUUCUGGCCAAUGCUGAACAAGAUUUGGUGUUUACUCUAUCAGGAAACUGCUUUGAGUCACCUCAGCACACGUUUUAGCUGGGUGCGUCUAUUACUUAUUAUCUAUUUUUGAACUGACAGCCGGAAAGGAACAGGCAAAACGCCUCCCGCCUCAUUUUCUCCGACAAAGCUCGCUGAGUUUCCUCCGCCUGACAAAGUGUGCCGAACCCGUUGGCAGAUUUUGCUCUGAAUUACUACUUUAAAGACAUCACCUAAACUUCAUGGACAGGCACGUGUUUACAGGGAUGCUCUCCUGUUUCCCAGGCUUUAACUCAAGAACUAACUACUGUUCUGCAUAAGUAAACCGUGCAUAUAAAUGGGUUUUUGUCGGAAAAUCUAAAAGCAGAGGAAAGAAUUGCCUUUUACUGCUUAAAUGCAGCCCUUGCUCGAGAUAGAGCUAAUGAAAACAAGUAGACCCUAGUAAACCUAAUGAUCAUCCUUGAAAUCGCUGCAGGUUCAUAAUGAUACGCAUUUACAGUGUGUGCUGUAAAUCACAAAAUUCAGACUCACAAGGCCAAGUGUGUUGUCGAAUAAACAAGAACUUGCUGAAGUGCAAUGAAAAUAUUUCGUUUUUCGGAAAUUUCUUCUCUCAGUUUGCCAUGGUUUUAAUGAGAGCGCAUUAUUAAGGUCUUCUUAACAUUCAUAGGGACUAAGAUAUACGUUUUGCAUAAAAGUGAACAAAAUACGUCGUUCGUAGGUAUGAUUUUUAAAAACUAGAGGUUAAUUUCUGCAAGCAUCGAAAGCAGACAGAAAUACCGCGCAUGACGAUUUUAUAAUGAGUUCAUUUUGUAAUCGGAGUGGUACACAUGCUGCAUUAGGAUUGCGCAAUUAUAUUUCACUGUUUUUCCCACACGUGUGUCUGUCAGUAGUUCCUACAUAGUUCCAAAUCUUUUACAUAUUUUCCAAUGAAAAAACAGCCUUUCAUGGACAACGAUGAUUAACAGGAAGGCAUGUUCUGUAAACUACAAGCCAACCACCGUUUAAUUUCCCAUUUAUUUAUUUAGUUUGAGUCAAUCGCAGCGUAUUACAAAAUAAAAACAUGGUCAUUGCGUGAGCGGGACUGGAAGGCAUUUAGUAUUUGAUAUCAAAAAAGACAUUCAAAAUCAAAACCCCCACGCUACUUCGUCGAAACUACCAGAAAACAAAUCGUGAAACCUUACGAAGGUCUGGGUUUCUAGGCUGUUUUAAAUGACUGUAUAAAUAUUAGAUUUUUUACAUUUACAUAAGAUUGCCGAAAAAUUCAUUUCUAUUUCAUAGAAUACACGCACAACAUAUCCCAUUCUGCAUUUAUCAGAUAGUAAAUAACGUCUUUUAAAAUUCCAUACUCGAGGUAAAUGUUUCUUUUGAUUUAAAAUGCUCCAGUUAUACGGUUUCUAAGUCCGUUAAACUUCCAUUCAAUUAACAUCUUAUACCUCCGUUUAUUAAUGCUGUACAUGCAGUUUGCAACAGAUUUCAUAUUCAUUGUAAACCUUUUUGAGCCAUGUCCGGAAUUUAUACAUCUCCUGGACUUGAAGUUCUAAAAGCAAAUGCAAUGACAAACCGGAUUCAAAAUUAUUCCUGAAUCAAAGGACUUUCCGAAAAUAAAUAAACCUUUUUUUGCGUAUUCCGUUUAAAAAGGAGUGUUUGCCUCUUCAGUGGGUGCAGUAAAAAGCUUUUUUAUUCACGCUUUAUGCACGCUGCAUUUAGACUUAUAAGGACGCCGAAAUCGGUUUACAAAAUAAAUACUAUGUGACUAGUCAUUAUUUUUCGAGUGCGGUAUGCGCAAAUGGGCGGAAGUAUGUGCUUCAAAAUACAGCACUUUAGCAUAGACGGAACAUUUCAGGCUUUAUGUUGUGUGAUACCUAAUAUAACAAACCAGCCUAAAUAAUCCUUCCCACUAAAACUUGCAUUUCAAAAUUACAAUUAUCAUUUAAUGAGAUCGAUUACUGACCGGGACUGUAAAGGUACAUCUGUUUACUUAAUUCUGAAAUUUAAUCUAGAUCUUCAAAAUUCUAACCUCCUUCAUGCAGACGCUGGCUGACUUUACAUUCACAUAGAAUAAAUUAUUUCCUUGGCCAAUCAAAGAAUAGUUUUCUUCAGUCCGAAGUAACAUGAGUUGCAGAACAAUAACGCAUCGAUCAGUUGUGGUAGGGUGUGGUAUCCAGCAAAUUUAAACCUCUCCUGGUGCGAUGGGGGCGAAUGCAAAAAACAACAACGAAAAUGGGACGAGAGGUCUGCGAAGAUGAGAAGGAAGGCGAGUGAAAUAAAGCAGAAAACAUAAGUAUGCGGGUGACGGAAUCGCCUACCCGUCAUUGACUAUUGAUUCCGGGAAUGAUGUAGUCAUUUUCGCUAACAAGAGAUUGCACAGCGCAGAUGUGUGGUUAAAAAAGUCAUUUUUGUCUACAUUACUGUUCCUUUCUCUGCUUUAGGAUCUUCUCUGGACAAGAGGCGAUUUCGGCGUAUCCGAGCCAUCCGAGGCGGUUUUGAUUCUGGGCCUUACCCCUUCCAUAGUAGGGGCUACUAA
This is a messenger RNA of Spirometra erinaceieuropaei, 9965 nucleotides long. The record is from the annotation of a GenBank genome assembly. Lineage: Eukaryota; Metazoa; Platyhelminthes; Cestoda; Diphyllobothriidea; Diphyllobothriidae.